GUGUGACGUCAUUCUAGAGGCGCCAAAUCGUCCGCAGACAGAAAACGACACGAAGUUGAUUAUAAGUGCAGUCACCGUUUGAAUAGCUGUCAUGGACCUCAGCCCCUUUGAAACAGACAACUCUGUCAGCUGCAGACUGGCCUCUCAGAUCCCUGAGGUCUGCCGGACUGAGGACUGCUGUCUGGGCAUUGACGAGGCGGGCAGGGGGCCUGUGCUGGGGCCCAUGGUGUAUGGAAUAUGUUUCUGUCCAGUUUCCAGAAAGGAGGAGCUGAAGGAAUUGAAAGUGGCAGAUUCAAAGACUCUAACAGAGGCAGAAAGAGAGAAUCUUUUCCAAAAACUGGAUGAAGCCAAAAGUUAUAUAGGCUGGGCUCUGCAGAUUCUCUCACCAAACACCAUCUCUACCAGCAUGUUACAGAGGACAAAAUACAACCUGAAUGCCCUUUCACACGAUACAGCAAUUGGUCUAGUACAGUAUGCCUUGGACAGCGGGGUACAGCUCACAGAGGUAUUUGUAGACACAGUCGGCCCAGCAGAGAAGUAUGAGGAGAAACUCUCGAAGCUGUUCCCAGGUAUCAAGGUGACUGUGAGGCCAAAGGCCGACUCCCUCUUCCCCAUCGUCAGUGCGGCCAGUAUCUGUGCAAAGGUGGCCAGGGAUCGUGUUGUAAAGGGCUGGAACUUUGCUGAGGACCUGGGAGAGGUGGAUACAGACUAUGGCUCAGGAUAUCCAAAUGACCCCAAGACCAAAGCAUGGCUGCUGAAGUACCUGGAUCCAGUGUUCGGUUACCCUCAGUUUGUUCGAUUUAGUUGGAGCACUGCCCAAACCUUGAUGGAGAGCAAGGGCGUGACUGUCCACUGGGACGACGAUGAAGAGGUCGGGGAGAAGGCAGCCCAGCGGCAGAACAACAGGUCCAUGCUGGCCUACUUAAGUGCAUCAACUGGAGGUAACAACCAAAACCCAACCCACCAGACACACCGCUUCUUCACUGAGCGGAGGCUGAAGAGCCUCGACACACUCUGAAGACAACACAGUGAAGGACACGCGCACACAGACAGGAAAUCAAAAGCUCUGUGAUAUUUUCAUGUGCAGCCUUGACAGUUAAGUCUUGGGUAAAGAUGUGGACUUUAAUUAAACAUUUCAGACCUGAUGUUUGUAUUAUUAACACAGAUGUAAAUGUAGAGCUAUCUUUAUUUGUCCUUUUUGUACCUGUUUUUUUUUUACAUACAUAAAAGUAUGUUUAAAACUCAUGUUUUGCUUUAAAGCCUUUGUUUUACAUUUUACGCCAUACUUUGAAAAGAAGCAAAAAGACAUUAGUUGGAAAGUAGUGAUCUUUAAUACAUAUGCUGCCCUCUGGUGGCGUUAACACAGAACUACACCAGGGAUUUGAAAAGCAUGUUAAUCAUGAACAGUUGGGGUCCCAACACAUGGCUAACAUGGACAAAUGCAGAAUAUCCUCCACAAUAUGACAACUGCAGAAUGAAAACCGUUCAUCACAGCUUGUUCCACACACGUUGAAAUCAUGUAUAUACUACAUUUAGACUAUGUUAAUUAUGUGUAGUUCUCCAGGGUAUCAUUGGAACUUGAGGAAUACAAACAUGUAUUACUAAAAAAAACAUUUAAGAAUAGAAAAGUAGGUUGUCAAACAUUAGACUUUGUCUAAAAACAAACAACAAUACCAGAUUUAAGCAUCGCCUCAAUAAAAUAGUCUUAGAUUAUGAUUCAUAUCAGAACUCGCUAAUAAAGUGUGAUUUAAGAGUAAUACUGUAAGUAAGCUUGAAUGCAAGCUAACAUUUUUGGACCCAUGGCAUUGUCAGCACCAAAACAUUUUGAGGUUUAAUACCCAGCUCUUGCAGGAAAACUGGGAAGUCUUAUAUUUAUGUUAAAUAAUAUAUACACAUUUGUUUUUAUUCUGAUUUUAGCUUUCAUUAUGUUCUGUCUUUA
Messenger RNA from Epinephelus fuscoguttatus (brown-marbled grouper), 1939 nucleotides. It is a transcript of the gene rnaseh2a, whose product is annotated as ribonuclease H2, subunit A. The record is from RefSeq and is a predicted model, not a curated record. Lineage: Eukaryota; Metazoa; Chordata; Actinopteri; Perciformes; Serranidae. The transcript has 9 exons. The coding region runs from base 92 to 1018 and encodes 308 amino acids. Gene Ontology annotation, biological process: DNA replication, removal of RNA primer; mismatch repair. Gene Ontology annotation, molecular function: RNA binding; RNA-DNA hybrid ribonuclease activity. Gene Ontology annotation, cellular component: ribonuclease H2 complex.